This is a messenger RNA of Thecamonas trahens ATCC 50062, 5045 nucleotides long. RefSeq names its product extracellular solute-binding protein family 1. Gene Ontology annotation, biological process: protein phosphorylation. Bases 84 to 5045 code for a protein of 1653 amino acids. The record is from RefSeq and is a predicted model, not a curated record. The transcript has 2 exons. Gene Ontology annotation, molecular function: ATP binding; protein kinase activity. NCBI's taxonomy places the organism in Eukaryota, Apusomonadida, Apusomonadidae.
GCCAUCCCAUUCCCCGUCCCCACUCCCCACACAACCGAAACCAACUCUCGCAGCAUUUGAAAUCAUUGUGGUUGUGGUCAGAAAUGGGUUUGGGCAUGGCUAUCAGACGUGCAACGUUCGUCUUUGUCGCGGUCGUGGUCGUAGCGCUUCUUGUGCAAGUCGCAUCGGUCGGAGCAGUUGAUGACCAGACGGGUCAACCCGAUGUGGCAAACCCGACACCAUCGACCUUGGCACCAUCCUCGGCAUCGUCCUCGCCCGCAUCAGUCAAUGCCAUGGCCAGUCGAUCGUCGUCAACCACACCCGUCGCCCAGUCAUACCAUCCAACAACGCUCCGCAUGCACAUGCACUCGGCGCCCAACUCUCAAUUCACUCUCGUCGGCAUCGCCAUGGCAGACUACUACAACGCGUACAUGAACGGAUCGUCGUCGAUCUCCGUCCUCCGCUUUCCCUUCACCAAACUACUGGAUCGGUCCAACUUUGCUAGUUGGCUCACAACGCUGGGCGCGCCCGAUGUGCUGCCGCACUUUCAAGGCCCGCGGCCGAACGACUUCUUUGACGACGGCCUCCUAGAGGACUUGACCGACAUCUGGGACGAGUACGGCCUCCAUGAUGACGUCUUGCCGCUAGGCAUUGAGGCGUCCACCGGAUCGGAUGGCAAGAGGUACCAGGUCCCCAUGAUAGCGGCCGGCUACAUGUGCAUGUACCGCGCCUCCAUCUUCGACACCUUUGACAUCUCCCCGCCGGUGACAUGGAUCGAGCUUCUUGCAGUCUGUGCCAAGUUCAAGGCGGUCGGCAUUCCGUGCUUCGGCACCGAUCUCGACGGCGUGCCCCCCACUCAAUACUUUGACUCGCUCGCCAUCCGCAUGCACGGCAACGAGUUCUACGCCGCCCUCUUUGACGCCCAGAUCCCGUUUGACGAUCCGCGCAUCCUGGCCGUCUUUGACGAGCUCGCCCCGCUGCUUGAUCUUGGCUACUUUGGCCUCGAGCCAUCGUCGAUCCCCGGCGUCAGUCAUCAGGUCGUUGGCAUUCCCGCCCUUGCCCGUGGUGAAGUUGCCAUUGUCUGCGGCAUCGAGUCGGUCUCGGCCUAUGUCGGUCUCUUUGGUGUGCCUGACGACGACAUUGCUGUGUUUCCCUUUCCUUCGUUUGAUGCCUCCCAUCCGGCCGCAACCGCCGGGCCCAAGAGCGAUACCUCGGCAGCACUUGGUGUCCUCGGCAUUAUGGGCGUGCCAUGUAAUGCUGCGUUCAUUGACACUGCCAAAGACUUUGCCCGGCUCAUGGCCGACAAGUCGGCCAUGGCCACUAUCCUCGCCAACCGCCCUGGCAUCGUCCCACUGCGGUCCUCGCUCGCGUCUCUUCUCACUACCAACCGCUCACGGCAGGUCUACGAGACCCUGGCAUCGGCCCCAGUCGUCCUCCGCAGCACCGGUAUCGCUGGCUUUGGCGAGCCUGCUAUCUUCAUGGAGUGGGCCAACCUCGUCUUUAGCUUUUAUGCCGGUAACAACGCCGCCGAGUCUCGUGCAGUCCUCGACACUACCCUCGUUGUUCUCGAGUCGCUGCGCCUGAGACUCGUCCUCGGUCAAGCCGCACAGCCCGAGUUCUCGCCCCGAUCGGGUGCUUUUGCUUCAGCUGUCACGCUCACGCUCUCCUCGCCCGAGGAAGGUGCCGUCAUCUACUUUACCCUCGACGGCUCGGAGCCGUCGUUCACUUCGUCCGUCUAUCUUCGGCCCAUCCGCAUCGCCACCUCGGGCACCGUCACCGUCCGCGCUACUGCCGCCGUCCAGGGCCUCUCGCUCGCUACCCCGGCUUCUGCCACCUACGUCGUCAACAUCCCGCCGGCCACAGACUCGGGCUCAGUCCGCCUCUCGCUCCUCCUUGCCAUCGUCAUCCCGGUCACUCUCGCUUGCUGCGGCAUCUGCGCCGCUGUCGGCUACGUCAUCUACCGUCGUAAGUCGGUCACCUACACCCUCGUCUCGGACGCCGAGCUCGUCAUCCCGCCCGAGAACCUCCGCGUCCUCCACGUCGUCGGCCGCGGCUCGUACGGCACCGUCUACGCCGGGACAUGGCGCGCCACGAGCGUGGCCAUCAAGCGCAUGCAUGCCAAGGUGCUCGGCCCACGCGAGCUCUCCGAGUUUGUGGACGAGGCCCACACGCUGCACCUCCUCCGCCACCCGAACAUUGUCAUCUUUAUGGGCGUCACGCUCGAGCCGCCGGCCAUUGUGACCGAGUUUAUGGAUCGCGGCUCGAUGUACGAGGUCCUCCACACGGCCGAGUUGUUCCUCGACCCGUCGAUGGUCUUCAAGUGGGCGCACAACAUCGCACAGGGACUGCAGUACCUCUCGCAUGCCGGGAUUGUACACGGCGACUUCAAGUCGCUCAACGUGCUCUUUGACUCGUCGUGGGUGCCCAAGAUCUGCGACUUUGGCCUAUCGUCGGUCAAGAAGGACGGCAGUCUCGCCGACGCUCCGCUGGUGACCAAAACCCCGCGAGGCGCAGCAAUCGCAGCAGCUGCUUCAGAUUCGUUCUCUACUCUCGCAGCUGGGUCGGCAUUGUCGAUCGGCUCGGUCCGGCUCGGCUCGGUGCCGUUUUCAUCUCACGCACUCUCCGAUGGCAGCGAGGAGCAGCUGCAGCUUGCGGCCAACGUGGGGACAGUGUUUUGGGCUGCGCCCGAGGUGCUUGUUAAGGGCAAGGAAGCGCUGACGACCGAGUCAGAUGCGUAUGCGCUCGGGAUCACCUUGUGGGAGCUGGCGACACGACAGGACCUCUUCCCGCGCGAGAACGUGCUUGCUGUUGCCCUCGAGGUGGUCCACGGGCGGCGGCCUCCUGUCGAAGCUGUCCCCGCCUCGUGCGCCGGCAUUUUGCCCGUCAUGAAGGCACUGUGGAAUGGCGAUGCCGCCAACAGGAUGCGGCUCGACGAGGCUGUCGAAGCGCUUGGUGGGCUGUACUCUCCGGAGCAGGUCAUCUACCCCUCAUCGCGGUCGGCGCCGUCCGGAAACAUCAUUGUCUUGCACUGCGUCAUCCGCCAUGUUCGCGACAGGCUGUUGACUGACAUCGACAACGCCGUGACUCAGCUCAGGGUGUUCCACGACGCAAUGCCGCAGCUUGCAAAAGCGUCGUCCAUCACUAUUCUUCAGUGGGGCCUCGGCUGGGUCACCUUUGGCGUCCACCGCCCGAGUCAACUCCUCAACUUUCACUUCCUCAUCGCUGACAAAGUCGGGCCCGUCACCAUGCUUGCUGCCGAGGGCACCAUUGUGGCCUCCAAGGACUCGUUCGGUCAUGAGGCUCUGGGGGGGCCAGUCAUGGCCACCAUUGCCACCCGCUGGGCUUCCAUGUUUGGCACUUGUGGCUCGGGCUUUGAUGCCCUCAAGCCCCAGACCAGCACCACGACACAAAGCUCGGCCUCGCCGCUGCUCUCGGACGCUUGGCAGCACGCGGUGCCCGGUGGGAUGUUUGUGGCCACAGAGGGCCUCGCUACUCAGAUCCGCGAACUUGGCCAAACCAAAGUGGCCAAGAUCCCGUGGCUCGUCGAGGGUGAACCAGUCUUCCAAGUCGUUGACUCUACCGGUGUCGCUGUCGCCGACGCUGCCAAGCCGCUCACUGCACGCGAUCGGUCGAACGGUCCACAUGCUGUCGCUCCGUCCGGCACGACUGCGGUCGGCCACAACGGUGAGCUGGUCAUCUCCGCCCCCGACCGUCGCAGCCCACGGUCGUCGGCUGCCCUGGACGACCUUCUCGUCGGCUCAACCGAGUUUCACGACUCGGCCAUCGCCAUGUCCCUCAAUCUGGGUUCGUUGAGCAACACCGCGAGUCGGACAAGUCUGCCACAUCCCGACGCCACCAAAAUCACGCCGGGUCCGGGCUCAUUGUCGACGUCAUCAUCGUCGUCAAGCUCUGUGCCGUCGGAGGGCGAGAACAGGACAAACGGUUCGCCGACCACAAUCGGUGCCCCUGGCAGUUCCAGCUUGGCCUCGUCGUCGUCGGAUAAUUCAUCGUCGUCGGUGGCGGUGUCGUCAGCGUCGACAUCGUCGUCAUUGUCCGACGAGGAGCAGCUCGAGGCUCAGGAGUCGCUUGAGCUCUCCAAGUGGCACCUGCCACGGUGGGCAAUUGUGGCCAUGAUGGAGAACUGUGGCGGCGCAUGGCUCGGCUCGAUGGCCAUGGCCUAUGAGGCCGUGCUCUCAGGCCAGCCAGUAGUGGUCAAGGUCCUUCUCCGGCAGAAGAUGUCGCCUGACGACCUGGUGAGCUUUGCCGAGGCCGCCGCCCGUGCUACGCUCGCGUCAACGGUCGGCGUCGUCGGACCCAUCGCGGUUUGCCUCGACGCGCCGCUGCUCGCAGUCGUCAAUCCGCGCUACGACACCGGCUCACUCCACGACGCCAUGACCGGAGCCUCGCCGCUGGUUCUCGAUCGGCGAGGCGCACAUGCAGUGGCAACGUCGAUGACUGCCGCGCUGACCAAGCUACACGCCGAGACAGAGCGUGCCCACGGAGCGCUGCGGCCGUCCAACAUCUUCCUCGUCGGCUCCAACUCCACCAUCAUCUCGGCACACGUCACCGACUACGGGUUCACCACCGUCAAGACCACCCUCGGGACUCAGACCAUGGUCCCAACUGUGGCGUACAUGUCGCCGGAUGAGCUCCGUGGAAACCUCGACUCGAUGCCUGGCGACGUUUUUGUCGUCGGCACGCUCCUCUACGAGAUGCUCACCGGGCAAGUCGCCUUCUCGGGGCGCAACGCCAUUGAGGUCUCGCAGGCCAUGGUUUCGGACGCCCGGCCGUCGCUCACGGACGCCGAGAUUGUCUCCCCCAUCCUACGCCGCAUCAUCGAUGAGUGCUGGGCCUCCAAGCCUGCAUCACGGCCCACCAUGAGUGAGCUGAGCAAGCAGCUCGCGGCACUCAAGGUCGACGACUUUGUCCAGACCGGCGCCGCAGCUCGCAACGCCAACGAGACCGCAGCUCGCAUCGAGGCUACCCGCAAGAAAAAGCGCGGCGUCAACUCACUCUCGCAGAUGCGCCGUGGCAUCCAGAGCGAUCCUAGAGCCAUGUCCUCGUAA